GUGAACAAUUUUCUUAUGACUGGACCCAAGGCCUAUCUGACGUAUGCUAGUAGCGUGCAAGUGGGCGCGCAGAGCGGGAUCCAGGAAUGUAAACACCAGUUUGCUUGGGACAGGUGGAACUGCCCGGAGAGUGCGCUCCAACUGUCAACUCAUAAAGGCCUUCGCAGCGCCACGAGUGAGACCUCUUUCGUGCACGCGAUCAGCGCAGCAGGUGUCAUGUACACACUGACCCGCAACUGUAGUCUCGGGGACCUGGACAACUGCGGCUGUGACGGCUCGAGAAAUGGUCAAAUCGGGGGGCGUGGGUGGUUGUGGGGCGGCUGCAGUGAUAACUUGGACUUUGGGGAAAGGAUGUCAAAACAGUACGUGGACGCGCUUGAGACUGGCCAGGACUCACGGGCGGCUGUCAACCUUCAUAACAACGAGGCCGGUAGAAUGGCGGUGAAGGCCACCAUGAAGCGAAUCUGCAGGUGCCACGGUAUGUCUGAGAGUUGCUCCGUUCAGACCUGCUGGAUGCAGCUGUCUGACUUCAGAGACAUCGGCAACUACCUCAAAAUCAAACACGACCAGGCGCAGAAACUGGAAAUGGACAAGAGGCGGAUGAGGUCGGGGAACAGCGCCGACAACAGGGGCGCCAUUGCGGACGCGUUCAGCAGCAUCGCCCGAACGGAGCUCAUUUACCUGGAGGAAUCUCCAGACUACUGCAGUCAGAACGCCAGCCUGGGCCUUCACGGUACUGAGGGCAGGGAGUGCCUGCAGCACGGCGAGGGCUUGAACCAGUGGGAGAAGAGGAGCUGCCGCCGACUGUGCCAUGAGUGCGGCCUGGGGGUGGAGGAGAGGCGGACAGAGAUAGUCAGCAGCUGUAACUGUAAGUUCCAAUGGUGCUGCACGGUCAAGUGUGAGAACUGCUCUCAAGUGAUGGUCAAACACGUGUGUGCCAGAAGAGAGGGAGGCCACGGACACAACUACAGAAGGAGAUACCGAGGACCUAAAUGA
Molecule: messenger RNA, 996 nt
Organism: Salvelinus namaycush (lake trout)
Lineage: Eukaryota; Metazoa; Chordata; Actinopteri; Salmoniformes; Salmonidae
Product: protein Wnt-8a-like
Exons: 5
Coding region: 16-996 (326 amino acids)
Biological process (GO): multicellular organism development; canonical Wnt signaling pathway; cell fate commitment
Cellular component (GO): extracellular region
Molecular function (GO): frizzled binding; cytokine activity
Source: RefSeq, a predicted model, not a curated record